UUAUAUGCAAAUUGUUUAAAUGCUUCAGAAAGCCGAAACGGUUGUCGUUCAAUGUAAAUGAAGUUAAACAAUUGUUGUUGUCAUGCGACAGCUUCGUACUUUAAGACUUUUUUUUAUUUCCAAGAAGCUAACUGCAGUGGUCUCUGAUUAGUAGUCUCUUGGCUAAAUGCCCAAGCGGACAUGGACAUAAACGUUCAACAGUUUUUUAAUUGCUUUUGUCUCCUGAAAAUCAACACUGUAUACAGUGAAGGUUUGCUGUCGAAAGAGAUCCUAGUGGCAAGAGGAUUCAUUUAAUGGAAACGAUCUUUAAAAUCUUGAUCAUAAUGUACAGCAAAAUAUCACAAUUCGGAUAUUUACAUCAGUGUACUUUUCUGUGACAUUACUGUAUCAAGUUGAUGUCAAAGAAACACCAAGUAUUACUCAUCAGUAUAAAAUGUACGUUUGUGCAGCAACAACAUCACGAACUCGUGCAAGAGGAAAAUUACAAGAGAUUUAUUGAAAUUAAUAAAUUAUAUAAAUAAAAUUAGAAUGAAAGGAAAAAGUACUUUAGACAGUGACGAUGAGUGAGAAACAUGGCAUCACCUGUCAUUUUAAGACAUGAAAGGGCCGUAGCUUCAUCUGUCAGCUUUUCAAGAUCAAGAGGGCAAAGUGAGCAGGCAGAUGAUGAUGAUAUUCAAAUAUCAUUGGCACCUUAUGUACAGAACUACCUGGCACAGAGCGGUCAAAAACUUGACUGUUGUGGGGCAUGUUUGCCAGUUCCAUUUGAAAGAGCAGCAAAACAGUCAUGGUGGGAUCCUCGCUUUGACUCUGAAAUACUUGAGGGGCAGUACCGAUCAAGUUCCUUUCCACAAGUGCGCCUAAGAUUCCAAUAUGCUCUUGUGUAUAUCCUUGCUGUAUCAUUUUCAUGGUUUGUAUACUUCAUUGUGACUGGUGCAACUGGCAGAAUACAACACUGGAUUCCUGUGUCUGCUGUCUUUGCUGUACUAUUAAUUAUAAUAGGCCUGAUUUUAGCUGUAACAUACAGAAGUUUUUACAGAACUUACGCAUUUCCCAUUUCCAUAUUUGUGGCUGUCAUUAUUUGCAUCUUACUACUCGUGUUUAUUAUUCUGAAUUCCUCAAAUAGCAAGGCAAGUAGUAUCACCCCUGUAGGACAAUUUUCUCUUUGUAUUGAAAUAUUGCUUAUUAUAUACACUGUGAUACAGCUACCUCUCUAUGUGUGUGUAGCCAUUGGUAGCAUUUUUUCAAUAUUAUUUGAAUGCUUGAUUGCUACAUUGUACUUUAAAGAAGAUUAUGGUGUGAAUACAAACACUGGUGUUGUAGUUCGGACGUUACUGCAUAUUGUUGUGCAUUUAAUCGGCAUUCAUGUUCUCAUAAUGACUAAUGCUAGAAUGCGUGGAACUUUCAUGAAAGUGGGCCAGUCAUUAUUAGUUAGAAGACAGCUCGAAAUGGAGAAACAGUUGAAGGAGAAGAUGAUACACUCAGUGAUGCCACCCAAGGUUGCGGACUGGCUAAUGUCGGAAACUGGUGGUGCACAGGAAGAUGAAUAUGAAGAUAGUGAAUCAUUACAGAAACCAACACAUGGCAAGAAUCAUGCUAGUGGUGGAAAUGAUAUUCGUUCUCUGUUCCGUCCUUUCAAUAUGAACCGAAUGGAAAAUGUCAGUAUACUUUUUGCUGACAUUGUAGGUUUUACACGAAUGAGCUCCAAUAAGAGUGCUGAAGAACUUGUUGGCAUAUUGAAUGACUUAUUUGAACGAUUUGAUGAUCUCAGUGCUAAGCAUGGCUGUGAGAAGAUUUCAACUUUGGGUGACUGCUACUACUGUGUUGCUGGUUGUCCUGAGCCUAAACUUGAUCAUGCAAAGGCCUGUAUAGAAAUGGGGCUUGAUAUGAUUGUUACAAUCAAACAGUUUGAUGCAGAAACAAAUGAAGAUGUGAACAUGAGAGUAGGUGUUCAUACAGGAACUGUGUUGUGUGGUAUAGUUGGAACCCGUCGAUUCAAAUUUGAUGUUUGGUCAAAUGAUGUGACAUUUGCCAAUCAAAUGGAAUCAACAGGGAAACCUGGUCGAGUACAUAUUUCUGAAGUUACUGCAAGAUUUCUGGAUAAUGAAUAUGUGUUAGAGGAAGGUGACACUGUCCAAGGUACGAAGACAUAUUUUGUUGUUGGUAGAAAAUGUGAGUUCCGGAAACCCCAUUCACCAACAGCAGUCACUGGAGGAACACAUUUGGAGAUAUCCCCAAGUUUACAGCCACGCAUCCGUGUCCAGUCUUGUGUGCAGAGUAGUGCCAUACGUCCACACUACUUGCAUUUGAUGACAGAUGUUGGUGUGCGGCAAGCCAAAGCAUGUUCACUUCCCAGUAUACUAGAUUCUGACAAUGAAGAUGAAGGCUGUGAUGUGCGACAACUCACUAAAAGUCCAGUAUCCUUGGCUGGUACCAGCUUCUCUCCAAAAUACAAACCAUGGCGUUAUCACAGAAAACUUGUUGUGAAUUCAGAAGAAACAGAGCCACUUGGUUUACAAGGAGUGAGCCGUUCUUCUCCACCAAUGAUUAGAGCACCUGCAGCAGAAAAUAGGGAAAAUGGAGUUCAUCAAGUUGUAGAACCUCAUGCUGAAACAGAGCAACUGAAGCCAGUUAGCACUCUCGGUGUUCCAGUCUCAAGCAGUGAUCAGCUAAGCAUGUGUGCAUCUGUUAACAGCCGCAAAGAUUCUGGAAUCCGUAGCAACAGCCGUCGCAGUAGUAUUCAACAACAGAUAUUUGUGAUGAAUGGUAUAGUCCAUGGGGAUCUGCUUACACACCGUGUGAGUGGUUAUUACACAUCAAGCCAGUCUUCUGUUAAUGAAGCAGAUGGUGAUCCAGAUCGGAGACCAGUUCAGUUGCCACCACCAUUAGCAGAUAACUUGGGAAUGUGUUUCCAAAAUCUUCGAAAGCAGUCAGAUCUACAGUUGAUAAAAUGUGUGCAGGACAGCGCUACAUCACAGCGAAGCUAUUUUGUAAAGCCGCCUCUAUGUGGUUUCACAUUGUUUUUUCGGCAGAAGGAAAUGGAAAAAGAAUAUAGAGCUAAUGCUCAUCGUGUGACUGACAAGACUGCUGAUUCUCCUCCAACUUUAGCUACUUCAAGAUAUAAUACAUACUUUGACAUUCUCAUAUCUGCAUUAGUUUAUCUUGCAGUCACAGUUUCUCUUUUCCUGUUAUACAGGCCCACAGUUGCUUGGAUUUCUGUUUGUGUGGGAGCAACAACAGUGCAACUCAUAGCAGUGUUUCUUUGUAUCAGUCAACUGGUUGCAGCAAGACAUGUGAGUUUAAUUGGAAAAAGGAUCUCCAAAAGACUCUUGAAAAUUUUCUCAAGCUGGUACCCAUGGCAUUUUAUAGGGGCUGUCCUUGUGAGCUUGCCUGUCAUAUCUGUUCUAGUAAAUUUUGUAUGUUUAAAUUUUGAAGAAGCUUCAAAUGCAGACUUUUAUUAUAGUUACUUGUUAUUUGUCAGUCUGGUUCACUUUUGUAACUUUACCCAACUAAAUUGCUGGAUGAAAAGUUGCUUGGCCACACUUGCCGGAGUUUGCUACAUUGCAUUAAUAGCUAGUCACACUUGCCCAUUUUUUAUUAACAUACCAAGCAAUUUUUCAUCGUGGCUUAGAAGUGUAAAUGCCAGUAAUGAAAGUAUUUAUAAUUGGAAUGGCCAAAUAAAAUUAGCUGUUAGGAACUCCAUGCAUAAUGGAAUUGCUGCUUCUGAGUUGAGUACAAAAGAAGAAAACAUUUCCAGAAAACCUGAAGCAUUUCUAUAUGAGCAUGUAUAUCACAUAAAUAAUUUGUAUCAUGGAGAAAUUUUUCUAGAUGUUUUAAUGUUACUCAUAUUAGUUUGGUUUUUGAAUCGUGAAUUUGAGAUAAGUUACAGAUUGAGUUUUCAUGGAAAUGUAGUAGCUGCAAGAGAUAAGGCAAGGGUUCAGAACAUGAAAAAUCAGGCAGAUUUACUCUUGCACAAUAUUAUUCCGAAGCAUGUGGCAGAUCAGUUAAAGAACACUGCCAAGUAUUCUGAAAACCAUCAUGAUGUUGGUAUAAUAUUUGCUUCUAUUGUAAACUUCAAUGAAAUGUAUGAUGAAUCUUAUCUUGGAGGAAAAGAAUAUUUGAGAGUUCUUAAUGAACUGAUUGGAGACUUUGAUGAAUUAUUAACAAAACCAGAAUUUCGAAAUGUAGAAAAAAUCAAAACUAUAGGAAGCACUUUUAUGGCAGCAUCAGGUCUGAAUCCAGGUGUACGUAGACAAAGUCAGCAUCCAAAUCAACAUUUGUUUGAAUUAAUGGAGUUCGCUAUAGCUAUGCAAAAAGUAAUUGAUGAUUUCAACCGUAAUUUAUUAGAAUUCAAUUUAGUUUUGCGAGUGGGUUAUAAUUUUGGUGAUGUAACAGCUGGUGUCAUAGGAACAAAGAAACUGUAUUAUGAUAUUUGGGGAGAUGCUGUUAACAUUGCUAGUCGAAUGGAUUCAACAGGUAUUCGUGGUAGAAUUCAAGUUGGUGGAGCUUGUUUGCCCAUAUUGUCAGAACGAUAUGUAUUUGAACCGAGAGGUUCAGUUUAUGUUAAAGGUAAAGAUCAUAUGGAAGUUUUCCUUUUAAAAGGGAGAUGUGGCGAAGUAAGUGCAGUCAGUGGUUGAGAGGUGAUGACGUAAAUGUUAACUUGCAAUGAAUUUGGUACCAUGUAUCAUUUAAAUGCCAAAUAUUUUUCACAAAUUAAAUCUUUCAUGGUGAAGUAUAAUUAUGGAGUCUAUUCGCUGCACAAUGUAAUGGAAGAAGAAGAAAGUGUUCUUGAUUGUCUUUGUUAACUUGUACACUCAUCUACUUUGAAGUACUGUCACUGAAUUAAACUACUUUCUUGUACAUCCUCCAGAAAUCCAAAUACAAUCCUGAUGCUUGUGCAUAGGUCACCAUAUCAUUAUGACCUCAGCUUAUAUUUUUGGUGCUUUUGUAAUGGCUGAUCAUUUUGUUAUUUUAACAUGGUCUUCGUAAACAAUUAACUUGGAGAAACUGCCACAACUGGAAUGAAUGAAUGAGAUUUUAUAUGCAGCAUUCUAAUAUCAUAAUCAUGCACAAGAGAACAAGUUAUCAGUACUGGGCCACAAUUACUGUUAAGAGGAGGCUGAUUGAUUCUUCCUAUACAUAUAGUUAGUGAUUCCUGCGUUUGACGUUCUAAGUCAAACCCCAACAGUAUUCAUUUCUGUGCUAUACAACAUACUGAUAAUCAGAAAGUAAGGAAAGUAAGUUUUCUGUUACUACAACAUGUGAUGGGACUUAGAUAUUAAUGCUAUUUCUUGCGUCUCUAAGUCAGUCUUUAUACAGUGAUGCUAUGCCAAAUUGUACCACACGGAAGUAUUAUGAAGUUAUGAGAACCCACAUUAAUUUUGUUUCUUAAACAAAAUUUUAUUUGGGAAUUAUUCUUUGUUUAUUCCAUGCUGUUCAUCUGCUGCUGCAGCUAACAGCCUCCUGUGUUACAUGAGCAUGCACAUAAUUGCAGUAUCAGAACCUCAUAUUUGCAUAACCAAUAAUCCUUUACAGAUUAAUUUUUUUUUAUUUAGUUGCUGAUGGCAGAACUUAGUUUAUGGUAAACUUAGUUUUUUUUCUCCUUCUUUUUUCUUCAGUAGUAUUAUUAUUGCCCUGACACAAAAACCUGAUUGUGUCAUUUGAGUUUUCAAAGGAUUUUGUAUUUCACACAUGCUUCAUAUACAAUUGAUGCACACCUGCCAGUUGGUGGAAAUGCCCAUUUGUGUUUCUGAUAGAGAGAGGGCUGUUAUAUUGAAUGAAAAGUACUUGAAUAAUGUCAUAGGCAGAGGAGAAACAUACAUCCCCGUCAUCAGAAAUAUAAUCAAAUAGAGAAGAUCAGUGUUACAAAAAUUUGAUUUCUUUUCUGCAUAAAGUAUGAGUACUUUAUCUGUGGUAGUAUGUCAUUAAUACACACACACACACACAUCACUAGAAAAUGUUGUGUACUGUUUUCCUAACAGUUCCCCUUCUUAACAUAAACAAUGAACUCUGUAAAUCACAGACAGUGUCAAUUAAAUUAAUUUAAAACAGAAUGAUGUUGAUAUUUGCAGCAAGAGAAGAAAGUCUUAACUAAUAAUUACCAGAAAGAGGGAGAGGAAUAGUAGAAGUGGUAAGAUGAAAAUGUUUUUAAGACACCUUAACACUCAUUCAGGCUGGACCUUUGACAUUUAUUUUAACCAAUUUAAAAUAUUUGUUCCAUUGCAAUGUUUUGGGGUUUUCUUAUAUCAUUUUUUGUUUAUAACACAAAUUUUGAGAGCUAAUUUGUGUAAAUUGUAUGCAUACAUUUUGUCUGAUGUUACAAAAAACAAAAAUGUGUGUGUUUUUAAAGUGAAAAAGUUAUUAAAAGGAAGUAAAAGGAACUGAAACAUUAUGCAGUAACAUUCUCUGACAUGUUUUAAACUGUCAGUGUAAGUAAAUUUAUAAACAAGAAAACUUUCUAGGGCAAGGCACCACAAGCAAUUGUAGUAGCAUCUGCUUUACUGCUACGUUCUCACAUGUCUUGACUAUUUUGAUAUAAAGGGGAGCAAGCUUUGUGUUUAAAAUUAUUUAUUUGUAUCAGAAGCAAAUUAAAUUUUGAGCUACUUAUCUUUAUUGAUGCCAGUAUUCCGCACUUCCUUGUAAAAUCAGUGGGAUAUUUUCUUGACUACAAAUAAGUGCUGAAAGUAUUUUUUCCUUUGUGUGUCUGCUUUUAUCAUUGAAAAGUAUUAUUUUGUAAUUAUCUUAAGAGAAAAUCAAGUGUGAAUUUUUGCCUCAUUGCUUCAGUGCAGUCAGAUUAAGAACUUACCUUUUAGUGCCAUGUGUUUUACAUUUCAAAGUGGGAUGUUAUUACAUCCGUAGUUACUCCAUGUCUUAAUACUUCAUAUUGCAUUAUGAGUUGCAAUACUCAGUGAAAUGAGUGGCAUAAGCAGACAGCUCACGGUACAAAGGAAGCAAUUGCCAACACAUAGAUAAUCAGAAAGUGAUGACUGCUGUACAUCCCCCACCCCCCCCCCCCUUG
Molecule: messenger RNA, 7015 nt
Organism: Schistocerca cancellata (South American locust)
Lineage: Eukaryota; Metazoa; Arthropoda; Insecta; Orthoptera; Acrididae
Gene: Ac13E
Product: adenylate cyclase type 9
Exons: 9
Coding region: 573-4634 (1353 amino acids)
Biological process (GO): intracellular signal transduction; adenylate cyclase-activating G protein-coupled receptor signaling pathway; cyclic nucleotide biosynthetic process
Molecular function (GO): adenylate cyclase activity
Source: RefSeq, a predicted model, not a curated record